AUGAGCGGCGACAAACCCCAUCUCAAUGGCAGUGAUCCGGCUGAGAAAGGCAUCGAUGGCUCGGAAGAUGUUGAGAUGAAGGAAGGAUCACAAAACCCUAAGAAGGCUCUCAAGCUCAACAAGGACAAGGAUGGUGAUGACGAGAUGACUGUCGUCGUUCCACCCGCAAAGGGUUCGAACUCCCCUAGCGCUCCUGAGAAACCGACCGAGGCGGACCUCAAAAACGGCGCUGUGAAUGGCGACGCAGCAAAUGAAUCUGAAGCGCAAGUUGAUCCUCAAGAAAAAGUCAUCUUGGAAAUCAAAGCCAAUCUCCCACUACUCGAACGAGGUGUAAUCCAGUUUGAUCCGCGAUUCAGCUUGAGAGUGCUUCGUUCAAUACCUUCCACCAGGAAACAGCUUUCUGCCUAUGUUGUGGCUACUGUAGUCACCGACACCUACCCAAUUCCCACGGCAACUGCGAUAUCUCUUCUGACGGCCGUCAAGGAUGACCCAUCCUUCCCUACCCAAAAGGUUGAAGAUUGGCACAGCAAGAAGGAUACAUCUCUGCAAAAGAACUCCCAGAAAGAAAUACUGCCGGAGAUUGACAUCUAUCUCUCGAUUCUGGUUCAGGUGUACCUUUACGAUAAAAAGUCUAUCGACGCCGGUGCUCAGUUCUCUAGCGCUCUCGUGGAUCACCUGCGCACAUUGAAUCGUCGCACCCUGGACCCGCUGUCUGCACGCGUCUACUUCUACUAUGCACUCUUUUUCGAAGAGCUGGCCCCGUUGCCACCAUCUCCUGCAGCGGCAGUGAUCUCAAUUCGGAAGAAUCUUCUGGAUGCACUGAGGACGGCCACCUUGCGGAAAGAUCAAGACAUCCAGGCUGCUGUCACCACUCUUCUCUUGCGAAACUAUCUGUCUACAUCGCACAUCACCCAAGCCGACCUGCUGAUAUCUCGUACCAAGUUUCCUGCGGCAGCGGCAAACAAUCAAUUUGCUCGUUAUCUCUACUAUCUUGGGCGCAUUCGAGCAAUACAGCUCUCUUAUACAGAAGCCCAUGAGCAUCUCACGGGUGCGACUCGCAAAUCACCGACCGCCUACAAGGCGAGUGGCUUCUAUCAGGCAUCGACCAAACUGCUCGUUGUGGUGGAGCUGUUGUUGGGGGAUAUCCCAGACCGCGCAAUCUUCCGGCAACCAAGUCUGGAGCAGGCUCUGCGGCCGUACCUUCAACUCGUCGAAGCCGUCAGCUCCGGUGACAUUAUCGCCUUCCAAAAUCUCGUUCAGCGAUACAACUCGACUUUCCGAAAAGAUGACACCUACACUCUCAUCCUGAGACUGAGGCAGAACGUGAUCAGAAUGGGAAUUCGCAUGAUGUCUCUUUCUUACGCCAGAAUCUCGUUGCGCGACAUGUGCCUGCGGUUGGGCCUGGAUAGCGAGGAAUCCGCCGAAUAUAUGGUUGCAAAGGCGAUUCGUGACGGAGUCAUUGAAGCGAGUCUUGACCAUGAACGUGGCUUCAUGAAGAGUAAGGAGGUGGGUGACAUCUACGCAACCAGAGAACCCGGUGACGUCUUCCACGAACGUAUCCAGGCUUGUUUGGCUUUGCACGAUGAGAGUGUCAAGGCCAUGCGUUUUCCAAUGAACCAGCAUCGACUAGAGCUCAAGAAUGCCCAGGAAGCACGCGAUCGCGAGCGCGAGUUAGCCAAAGAAAUAGUGGACGGAGACAUGGACGACGAUGACGCACCAGGCGGCGAUUUCGAAGGGUUGUGA
Messenger RNA from Capronia coronata CBS 617.96, 1743 nucleotides. RefSeq names its product 26S proteasome regulatory subunit N3. Gene Ontology annotation, molecular function: enzyme regulator activity. NCBI's taxonomy places the organism in Eukaryota, Fungi, Ascomycota, Eurotiomycetes, Chaetothyriales, Herpotrichiellaceae. The record is from RefSeq and is a predicted model, not a curated record. Gene Ontology annotation, cellular component: proteasome complex; proteasome regulatory particle, lid subcomplex. The transcript is spliced from 3 exons. Bases 1 to 1743 code for a protein of 580 amino acids. Gene Ontology annotation, biological process: regulation of protein catabolic process; ubiquitin-dependent protein catabolic process.